CUUUUGCCCGAGUUGAGUGUUUGGCGCGCGUAGCAUUAACACUCGAGAACCUGUCGGCGAACGAGCUACGUUUGAUUUGAAAGAGCUUGCUUGUAAUUAAAAAAAAAUGGCUGGAGGUAAAGCUGGGAAGGAUUCAGGAAAAGCCAAAGCGAAGGCGGUUUCGAGAUCUGCACGUGCGGGUUUACAGUUUCCAGUGGGGAGGAUUCAUAGGCACUUAAAGAAUCGUACAACAAGUCACGGACGCGUUGGGGCCACAGCAGCCGUUUAUUCGGCUGCUAUUUUGGAAUAUCUAACCGCGGAGGUGCUUGAAUUAGCUGGUAACGCAUCGAAAGAUUUAAAAGUGAAACGUAUCACGCCGCGUCAUCUUCAAUUAGCUAUUCGUGGUGAUGAGGAAUUGGACAGUUUGAUAAAAGCAACGAUUGCAGGUGGUGGUGUAAUUCCGCAUAUUCAUAAAUCGUUAAUCGGAAAGAAAGGGGCACACUCUCAGCCUGCUUAGGUUGAUUAAAAUAACCGCUACGUUUAAUUAUAAACUAUUACUACUACUGCUGUAUGUACAAAAUUUACUUUAAUUAAUAAUGACUUAAAAUGAAAUCAAUGAAAAAAGAAACUAACUAACUGAUGAUGAUGAUGUGGUGUCUCAAUGAUGUGUUUUAAUAUUGUUGAACGCGUUCAUUACCUGCCAUAGUGUAGCGGAAUUUUUUUUAAAUAAUAAUUUAAAUUUGUAUGAUGAUUAAAUAAUGUGGGGUUUUUAUAAAGGAGGCAAAAUAAAAAAAAUUGUGGGUGAA
Messenger RNA from Onthophagus taurus, 785 nucleotides. RefSeq names its product Histone H2A variant (gene His2Av). Gene Ontology annotation, molecular function: DNA binding; protein heterodimerization activity; structural constituent of chromatin. Gene Ontology annotation, cellular component: nucleosome. The record is from RefSeq and is a predicted model, not a curated record. Lineage: Eukaryota; Metazoa; Arthropoda; Insecta; Coleoptera; Scarabaeidae.